Molecule: messenger RNA, 4775 nt
Organism: Ylistrum balloti
Lineage: Eukaryota; Metazoa; Mollusca; Bivalvia; Pectinida; Pectinidae
Product: transmembrane protein 179-like
Exons: 4
Coding region: 30-719 (229 amino acids)
Source: RefSeq, a predicted model, not a curated record
GCUAGGGAGGGUUCUAUAACGAUUUCGACAUGGGCCUCGGUAAUAUUCUUGUUCUGUCUCAAGUGACGACUUAUUUUGUUUCGUUCAUAGUGGCGUUUGUGUUAUUCAUACCUGUAGCUGUUAAUGUAAACGAAUUUGAUGGACAUUGUCUUCUUUACGCCGAAGGAAAAUGGGUGAGCAGAAUCAAUUCGUCUCAAAUGGAGCUGGAAAAUGUCGUCUGGGGUCCCUCCAGUGCAUGUGGCUUCAACAUCUUCAUGGGUGUUGUUGUCAUGUUGAUAUCUAUGUUCUACACUGUAUGGGAAUCUGCGUAUCUGAUUAAAGACACCGACAGUUCAUGGCUGGAUGCCUUUGUGACUGCGAUCUUGUCAUUGGUGAUUUUUCUGAUGUUGUUUGCCUCCUCUCUCACACUUAGUGUUGGAUUUAACAUCUGGUGUACGUUACUGACUACGCCACCAUCAGACAUUCUCCAGUGCGAGUUUGGAGAUUACAUCCAGUUUACAGACAAAAGUACACAAGUGGAUACACGAAAUUUUUACACAGAAAUGACUCUGGCACAGUUUGGUGGUUGGAUGUUAUGGAUUUGCUGGCUGUUAUUGACAAUUUUUGCCUUUUUGAAAGUGUUCCGGUAUCAUCAACAAGAAACAUUUACAACAAGCAUGAAUCGAGAGAGACAGCGUUUACUUCAGAGGGUUGGACAUCAGACACCAGUAGUAUUGUAGACAUCAGCAAAACAUGAACAGCAUUCAGUAGAUGUUGAUUACAGAGAGCAAAACAUCUGAUACAAGAAGUUACAGGAUGGUCUCUGAAACAUUUACAACAAGCUUGAAUAGAGGAAGGCCAAGUAUACUGAAGAAAAGAAUCAGAGGCUGCUAUCAAAAUAGGUGUUGUAUAAUCACUGACAGUGAUGGGGCCUCUCAUUUUCUGAUUACAUGUACCACCGAAACAUUCCCCUAGAGGGAAGGAAAUUUGGUGAUGGUUACCAGUGUCAAAAUAAGUUUUAUUAGAUAUGUGUUCAUUCCAACUUACUGGAAAUAGUUUAACAAGAAGCAAUUGAGGUUUUUGAAAUAGUUAAUUCUAGUUUUAGAAAUAUUUAAUUCUAGUUUUAGAAUGCUGAAGAAAGUGUUCAUUUUUCUUUGGAAUUAAAAAUAGUUAUGUUUGUAAUUGAAUACUAUAUUCCCAAGAUUUCUGAGAAUUGCCUUUAAGUGCAUGAAUUCUUCAUUCAAUCAAAUUGGUCAGACUGACUAGAUGUGAAUGAGGCAGCUAUAUUUAGCCUUUUUAUCCCAUUAUGUUUUUGAUAUUUACAAUGAAAUUCAAUCAAACUCACCGUGUUACUACUAAUGCUCCACAAUUUUGCACACUCUUCCCUUUGUUGACAUUUUUGAUACAAAUGGGCACUGUUCUAAAUAAAGCUGGAGAUCACACGUUUUUCAGAAAGUGUUUCCUCGUCAAGCUGGAAACUAAGAAAACAGGAGUAAAGUUUUUAGAGCAAUGCCUGUUUAUGUGGAAAAAUUGAAAGUUCGCCUAGAAUUCAUUAUGUUGGCAGUGACCGUGUUUAACUCAGAAGUCAGGGACUUGGAAACAGGACAAUGGAUGUACAUUGGUUGUUAUUGUAAUGAACAUCUAUAGUCAUGGGUGAGCUAGUUAGAUAAAUAGGGUACAUUUCUGUGCAUGGUUUUGUACUUAUGUAUCUUAUAAAGAAAUAACAUUGAUAAUUCUCCACAAGUUAUAUAGUCAAGUACAUCAAUGUGUUAAGUAUUAAAUUAUACCAUUAUGAUGUUCACUUCUAAGAAUUCUCAAACUUUUCUUGCAUAAUAUGAGCUUGAAAAUUUACACUGAAUAUUAUGUAAACUGUCAAUAUAGAAUCUCAAACUUGGAGGUGAUUUAAAUGUUUUGUAGAAGCCUGUCUAGUUUACUUUAACGUAGACUGCCAUGCGACUUGCUUUGAUCUGUGAAACAGUAAUAUUCUAAAAGUAGAAUGGAGCACCAAGGAUUCCGUGGUUUUUGAGAUUAAUGUUGAUAUGUUUCAUAUGGCUAGGCCAUCCAUCAUCAGAACAAGUAUUAGUUUAUGUGUGUUCAAUGACUAUAAUUUGUUAGUAAAUUGUAAUGCUGCAGGUUUUCACAUAUUUUAAUGGUUUGUAGCUAAUUCUAAAACUCAUGAUAAUAUACCUCUUUUUAAGCUUAUCAGAACUAUUUACACUGAAUACAAUUUUUUGGUUUGAGAAAGAUAAAACUGACAGAAGGUACAAUUACCAUACAAUUAUAUAUUUUCUGUUGUUAAUUUUUGUUCUUUUUCAUUUUGCUCCAGUUUUAAGAGUGUUCCAGAACAUACAUCUUUUCAUCCUAUUUUCCCUUAAGGUAUAAAAUUGUUGCAACAGCUUGAUGUUUUCAAGGUAAAAAUGGAGUAUUCGAUAGAUCAUUUACAGAGGGAGGGAUUUUUUCCUUGCAUUUCUUUGACAUGUUAUAUUUUCAAGAUAUUUAAUAUAAUUAUUCUUGAAGUUAUUAUAUUUGUUAAUUACAUUCUAGAUUGCUGAACUGUAUUUUUAUUCAUGGAUUUCAACUUCUGGAGUUAGGAUCAAAUUGAAGAAAUAAAGGGAAUAGAUUUGUUGUGUGAUUAUAUAGAUUUUAUAAAAAUUGGUCUUACAAUUAUCUUACCUAACAAACAUCCAGUUUAUAGAUGGACUAAUAGGAUUAAGUUUGAAGCAAAGUUGUUUUUUUUUCUUGCUGAAGUGAAUAGACAAUUACAGUAUAAUUAUGUUCAUUGGUGUUAUUGUCAAGAUGACUUCUUACCAAGGUAUCUUUACUGUCAAGGUAUCUGUUGUCAAAGUAUUUAUUGUCUAGGUAACUGUUGUCAAGAUAUCUGCCGUUAGGGUAUCUUGUUGUCAAGGUAUCUCUACUGUCAAGGUAUCUGUUGUCAAGGUAUCUUGUUGUUAAGGUAUCUGUUGUCAAGGUAUCUGCCGUUAGGGUAUCUUGUUUUCAAGGUAUCUCUACUGUCAAGGUAUCUGUUGUCAAGGUAUCUCUACUGUCAAGGUAUCUGUUGUCAAGGUAUCUUGUUGUCUCUGUAUCUGUUGUCAAGGUAUCUCUACUGUCAAAGUAGUUAUUGUCAAGGUAUCUGUUGUCUAGGUAACUACUGUCAAGGUAUCUGUUGUCCAGGUAUCUAUUGUCAAGGUAUCUGUUGUCAAGGUAUCUAUUGUCAAUGUAUCUGUUGUCAAGGUAUCUAUUGUCAAAGUAGUUAUUGUCAAGGUAUCUGUUGUCAAGGUAUCUGAUGUCAAGUUAUCUAUUGUCAAAGUAGUUAUUGUCAAGGUAUCUGUUGUCUAGGUAACUACUGUCAAGGUAUCUGUUGUACAGGUAUCUAUUGUCAAAGUAUCUGUUGUCAAGGUAUCUAUUGUCAAGGUAUCUGUUGUCCAGGUAUCUAUUGUCAAGGUAUCUGUUGUCAAGGUAUCUAUUGUCUAGGUAUCUGUCAUGAAGGUAUCUGAUGUCAAGUUAUCUAUUGUCAAAGUAGUUAUUGUCAAGGUAUCUGUUGUCUAGGUAACUACUGUCAAGGUAUCUGUUGUACAGGUAUCUAUUGUCAAAGUAUCUGUUGUCAAGGUAUCUAUUGUCUAGGUAUCUGUCAUGAAGGUAUCUGAUGUCAAGUUAUCUAUUGUCAAAGUAUCUGUUGUCAAGGUAUCUGUUGUCAAGGUAUCUAUUGUCUAGGUAUCUGUCAUGAAGGUAUCUGAUGUCAAGUUAUCUAUUGUCAAAGUAUCUGUUGUCAAGGUAUCUGUUGUCAAGAUAAUUAUUGUCCAUAUAUCUAUUGUCAAAGUAUCUAUUUUCAAAGUGUUUAUUGUCUAGGUUACUGUUGUCAAGGUAUCUGCCAUUAGGGUAUCUUGUUGUCAAGGUAUCUCUACUGUCAAAGUAGUUAUUGCCAAGAUAUCUAUUGUCAAAGUAUCUGUUGUCAAAGUAUCUAUUGUCAAAGUAUCUGUUGUCAAGGUAUCUCUACUGUCAAAGCAGUUAUUGCCAAGAUAUCUAUUGUCAAAGUAUCUGUUGUCUACUGUCAAAGUAGUUAUUGCCAAGAUAUCUAUUGGCAAAGUAUCUGUUGUCAAGGUAGUUAUUGUCUAGGUAUCUGUUGUCAAGGUAUCUGUUGGCAAGCUAUCUGUUUUCAAGGUAUCUGUUGUCAAGGUAUCUGUUGGCAAGCUAUCUGUUGUCAAGUAUCUGUCAUGAAGGUAUCUGUUGUCAAGGUAUCUGUCAUGAAGGUAUCUGUUGUCAAGGUAUCUGUCAUGAAGGUAUCUGUUGUCAAGGUAUCUGAUGCCUGCGAUCUUAUUCCAUCCUUAGAAUAGUGUAUUAUGGAUUUCCUCACUAACAAGUGAUGGAUUCUGCGACAGAUGGAAUUAGAAGUUAUACAAUAAAUGAUGUUUCGAUGGACUCCCAGGGUAGAUGACACUAAACAGAUACAAAUGAUUUUAUAAAGUUUCUGAUCUUUAUUACUGUACUUAUGAUUGACGUAUAAACCCACAGGUUUGGAUGUACUGAUUCUGGUCUCGUGGUACUGUAAUAGUGUAUGUAUAAGAUUAACAGUAUGGAGCUAUAGUUGUAUUAAUUGUCUAUUACAGCUGAAUAGUUUACAAGUGUACAUUUAUAUUCUAAAAAGUAUAUAUUUUAUUACUUUACUUGAUACUUUAUAAAUAUGAUAAAAUGUAGAGGGUAUGUAUUACAUUUGCAUUUAAAAUGAUUAAGUAAUAUCAGAAAUUUUCUAUAGAAAAGAAAAUUUAAAUAGUUGAUAUGAAAUAAUGUAUGAUAUUAAA